GGGCUCUGGGAGCGUCACAGACAGACAGCAGCAGCGGACUUGGGCUGAGGUUCCCGGGCGGGCGCGGAGAGACGCGGGAAGCAGGGGCUUGGCGGGGGUCGCGGCGCCGCAGCCAGUGCAGCAACCCGAGGGGCUGCUGCCGCCGCCGCCGCCCAGCACGCUCCGGGGCCGCCGGCAGCCGCCAGCACCUGCCGCACCUCAACUCCGGGACCGGCCCCGGCCGCCGCCACCGCCGCGAUGGGCAACGCCGCUGCAGCCAAGAAGGGCAGCGAGCAGGAGAGCGUGAAAGAAUUCUUAGCCAAAGCCAAAGAAGAUUUUCUUAAAAAAUGGGAAAAUCCUGCUCAGAAUACAGCCCAUUUGGAUCAGUUUGAACGAAUCAAGACCCUUGGCACGGGCUCCUUUGGGCGGGUGAUGCUAGUGAAACACAAGGAGACUGGGAACCACUUUGCCAUGAAGAUCCUGGACAAACAGAAGGUGGUGAAGCUGAAACAGAUCGAGCACACCCUGAACGAGAAGCGCAUCCUACAGGCUGUCAACUUUCCGUUCCUUGUCAGACUUGAGUUCUCCUUCAAGGACAACUCAAAUUUAUACAUGGUCAUGGAGUAUGUGCCUGGCGGGGAAAUGUUCUCACACCUACGGCGGAUCGGAAGGUUCAGCGAGCCCCAUGCCCGCUUCUAUGCUGCCCAGAUUGUCCUGACCUUCGAGUACCUGCACUCACUGGAUCUCAUCUACCGGGACCUGAAGCCGGAGAACCUUCUCAUAGACCAACAGGGCUAUAUUCAGGUGACAGACUUUGGUUUUGCCAAGCGUGUGAAGGGCCGCACCUGGACCUUGUGUGGGACCCCCGAGUACCUGGCCCCUGAGAUCAUCCUGAGCAAAGGCUACAAUAAGGCUGUGGACUGGUGGGCCCUGGGGGUUCUCAUCUAUGAGAUGGCAGCCGGCUACCCGCCCUUCUUUGCUGACCAGCCCAUUCAGAUCUAUGAGAAGAUUGUUUCUGGGAAGGUGCGGUUCCCUUCCCACUUCAGCUCUGACUUGAAGGAUCUGCUGCGGAACCUCCUGCAGGUGGAUCUUACCAAGCGCUUCGGGAACCUCAAGAACGGGGUGAACGACAUCAAGAACCACAAAUGGUUUGCCACAACUGACUGGAUUGCCAUCUACCAGAGAAAGGUGGAAGCUCCCUUCAUACCAAAGUUUAAAGGCCCUGGGGACACAAGUAACUUUGACGACUAUGAAGAGGAAGAGAUCCGAGUGUCCAUCAAUGAGAAGUGUGGCAAGGAGUUUUCUGAGUUUUAGGGGUGUGCCUGUACCCCCAAGGGUUUUCUUUCUUUUUUUGUGGGAGGUGGGUGGGAGGGUUGGAUCGAACAGCCAGAGGGCCCCAGAGUUCCUAGCAUCUAAUUUCACCUCCACCCCAACCUCCAGGGUAGGGGAGCAGGAAGCCCAGAUAUUCAGAGGGACAGAAACACCAGCUGCUCCCCCUCACCCCCUUUGCCCUCCUGCCCUCCCUGAUGCUUUUGCCUUCCUCCACCGCAGCCCAUUUCUGCCUGUUUUAAAUGUGUCUCAGAUCUAGUCAGACCAGGUCUUGCUAGUGUAUCCAGGGAUAGGGUGUGGAAAAGGGGGCCCAAACUUAACUCCAGCCCCUUUCACUCCCCACCUCCCUCACCAAACCACCAGCAAACUUGAUAAGGGAGAAAAGAAUGGCCAACCUUCCACUCAAAGGAACUAGGAAGGAGAGAUUUUAGUGACAUGUGCAAUGGGCUACUUGCUAGAAUUUUUUAAAAAACAAUUUACAAACUUAUUUAAGUUCCACCAGUGCCUCCCUCCCAACUUCCUAUGCUCUCCUCCCAUCCCUUCACCCCCCCAGAUCCAUUUUAACAAGGCUGGGAAGCAGACUGACUUGUAAAGGAAAGAGCUGGGCUUCUAACCUCUCCCCCAAGCUGCUAAUCCCCCCUCCCCGGCCAAGGGGUUAACUCAGCCCCUUUAAGAAUCCCCUACCACCUCCUGUCCCAAUAGACCUUUCUUCACCCUUGGGCUUUGGGACCCAGAGCAGCUGCCCCUCUCCUUGCCAAAGAGGAGUUGUCCCCCAAAAGAUAGAGGGGGAGCCCCAAGCCCAGGAUCUUUCUCCCAGCAGUACUUCCCAAACAUCUGAAUUUUAUUCUCAGCUAGAUUUUAAUGUCCAGCCUCCUCUCAGCUCAGUUGGGAAGGCAACCCCUCCCUUGACCCCCACAAAAGGAUGUGGUGUAAUGCCCACCUCCGCCCGGUUCAAGGCCAGGAUUGCUAGGGAGAGGCUGUUUUAUUCACCCAACAGCCCCGCCCCUUCGUCCUGGGUGCUCCUCUGCUUAGCUGUCAGCUGUCACCCCUUCCUCCACUUGUGCAUUUCUCUC
Molecule: messenger RNA, 2381 nt
Organism: Artibeus jamaicensis (Jamaican fruit-eating bat)
Lineage: Eukaryota; Metazoa; Chordata; Mammalia; Chiroptera; Phyllostomidae
Gene: PRKACA
Product: protein kinase cAMP-activated catalytic subunit alpha
Exons: 10
Coding region: 238-1293 (351 amino acids)
Biological process (GO): peptidyl-serine phosphorylation
Cellular component (GO): cAMP-dependent protein kinase complex; nucleus
Molecular function (GO): ATP binding; cAMP-dependent protein kinase activity; protein kinase A regulatory subunit binding
Source: RefSeq, a predicted model, not a curated record